AUGAAGGUGAUAAUAUUUACAAAUAUUUGUUUGGCUGUGCUCUGGUGCAUGCCUAUUAGUACAUUUGCAUUUUAUGUUGUGUACAAUGUGAGCAGUGAGAAUCAGCCUCUAACACAAAUAAGUAUGGAUACACAAAGUAGACAUUUGUAUGUUGGAGGAAAGAAUAAAAUUAUACAUUUAGAUAAAGACUUAAAUAUGGUACAGGAUCAUAUUAUUGGGCCAGUGCAGGACAAUAGUAACUGUCCUCCUUCACCUCUAGCCUGUAGUGAAAGACGAACCGUGACACCCAACCAUGUCCGUGUCUUGGAAAUUAACGACCAAAAAGAUUUCAUACUUAUGUGUGGUUCAGCCAAUCAGGGAUUGUGCUCAUGCCUUUCCCUGAACAACAUUUCAUCCAAUCAUACUCUUGUUGCUGUGGACAGAGUAAAUUAUAUCGGAACUACAUCUCCUUCCACAGUUUCGGUGGUGUUCGGUUCUCCUCACAAACAAUCUGGUAGCACAGAUAAAGUCCUCUAUGUAGCUAUGGGAAUGGACAAAAGAGAUUUUCAAUUCCGUCCAAAAAUUAUUUCAACACGAGAAUUUAACUAUAUUGAUUCAUAUUGGAACUUGCUCUAUCAUGUGAGCGAGAAGACAUAUGGGACGUACCUAACAGCGGAUGAUUCUGUCCAAGAUUUGUUUCAGUCUUACUAUAUCUACUCAUUUGAAUACGAGGAUUACAUAUAUCAUAUUUCUGUACAAAUGAAGGAUCCUUUUGGAAAUAAAACUGAAAACAACGUUUUUGUAACAAAAAUAAUACAGAUAUGUAAAAAUGACCGAAUGUAUGCGUCGUACACAGAAUUGCCUCUCCAGUGUGAACAUGACGGAAAGAUGUACGAGAUUGCAACAGAUGCUUUCCUUGCAGAUGCACAGAAACUAUCAUCUACAUUUGCAAAAAAGCUGUUUGUUACAUUUGGUGCAAACAGACAACUUCAUCCAAAUCCAGAAGAAAAUGAAGGAUCAGUCAUGUGCUUCUUUGAUUUUGUUGAAAUCAUUAGAAACUUUUCUGAUCUUCAAAAAGACUGCUUUUCAGGAAAUGCCAUACAGCCUGUGUGGGUGUAUGGUAGGAAAAUAUCCUCCCCAAAGAUGUGUGUGGCAAGCUUUUUCGAAAAAAGUAAUUAUUGUGGUUAUUCAAGUAACAUUGGUAUUCAAAACUACCAGCCAAAACACCACCUUCUGAGUAUGGCUACCACUCACAUUCCAAACAACAUUUUAACAUCAGUUGCCGUGGUAACGCAAGGUGAACAUACAGUGGCUGUGAUGGGCACGUUUGAUGGACAUUUACUUAAAACCAAGGUUGAUGGAAAUCACAGGGUGAUGGAACCCUACCUAGAAGUCGAUCUAACCAAAGACCCUAACAUACCUGUACAAAAAGAUAUGCAAGUUGAUAAUGAAGAGAAUCAUGUGUACAUCCUGGCUGGAAGACAGAUCACCCCAGACUCAGGUCCAUAUGAGGGGCAAACCCCGAUUACCAUCCAUGGCAACAAUUUUGGAUCCUCAAAUGCUCAGGAGCUGCAGGCACGUGUUGGCAACUUGGAUUGUAUUCUGAGUAACAGAAACUUCACAAGUAUAGUUUGCAUUGCUCCAGCAGUGACGACUUCCAGCUCACUACCAGUGUCUGUGAAAAUUUUUGAUGAUACCAAAACCGGAAUCAAGUACAAAAUCGAUGGGACCUUUAACCUACAGACAACUCUCUUUAGUUAUAAGGUGCCAAAGAUGGCCAAUUUUACGCCAAGUUUUGGACCAAUAUCUGGCGGUACAGCCCUAGUCAUCAAGGGAGACAACUUGGACAUUGGGAAAGAUCGUUUUGUCAAAGUAGCCAACAUCCCAUGUAGUUUAAAAAGUUACAACAGGACCAUGAUUGCCUGUGAGACGACAGCACAUACUCCAGGUGGGUUAGGCCGUGAGCUUAGUGGCCCAGUGGUGGUAAAUAUAGAUGGAACCGAUUUCCCCAUCUACACAGACUUCACCUACAUGACAGACUCCUUGAUUUCUAAGGUGACUCCACCACGUUCCAUGGCCAGUGGCGGUAUAAACCUGACAGUGACCGGGACAAAUUUACACAUUGUGUCUGAUCCUCAGAUAGGAGUCACAAUUGUCAAGUCCAAAAAGUCGCCUCCAACGCAGAAAUGUAAAGCCACAAGUGAUGGUCGAACAAUGUACUGCCCCUCGGUCAACAUCACAGGUUUUGUCGAGGAAAAUCUUCCUCUCAAAUCUGAGGAAUAUCACAUUUGGUUCAAAAUGGAUGGCAUCAAGAAACUCGGCCCGAAGGAAUUUGUUGACCAAUCUUGGAUGAUAUUUCGAUACUAUCCUGACCCUAUCUUCUACAUGUUCAGCGAUAGUGGACAUCUGCGUAGUAUAGACAUUGCUGAGACAACGUUGGAUAUUAAGGGAGAAUAUCUCAACUAUGGUAUAUCUAAGGUAGAUGUUGUGGUGAGAGUUGGGACCAAUGGACUGUGUGACGUCAUCGACCUCAAGAACACUGUCAUGACCUGCACCUUACAUAACAAGCCUGCUGAAGCCUCAUCACAGAAACAUCGUGUAACAGUAAAAGCCGGUGGAAUAAAGAAAGAUAUUGGAUUUCUAGUCUUCACAGAGAAGGAGGAAACAGCCCCAAUCACAACCAUCAUCAUUGUAACUAUCAUCAUUGUCAUCAUAGUCCUUCUCAUCAUCCUACUCAUCGUCAUGAAGAAGAAAGAAAUUUUUAUAUUCGGAAAGACAUCAGAUCCGUACAUGGCCCAUUACCAGGCUGUACGCACGGAUGUUAAUGGCCAGAAUCGAGCAAAUGAUUACACGGAACAGCGGAUGUCAGAAAGUGGAGCAGCAGCCUCUCUCCUAUCGGGUAUAGAUGAUGAUACUCUGCUGGUUCUCAGAGAUAAAAAUCUGCUUAUUGAAAGAGAGUGGCUCACACUUGGGGAAAUCUUAGGGAGAGGUCACUUCGGUUGUGUACACAAGGGUUACCUCACCCUCCCAGGUGCAAAAGAAGAUUCAUUGGUGGCAGUCAAGACAUUGCACAAUGACAGCCCAAGAGAAAUUGAUGUACAGAGUUUUCUGGAGGAGGCCAUGCGUAUGAAAGACUUCCAUCACGACAACGUGCUUACUCUGACUGGAAUCUGUUUUGGAAUGGAUGACAUGCCUCUGGUUGUGCUACCUUACAUGAGUCAUGGCGAUCUGUUGUCUUACAUACGUAAUGAACAAAAUAAUCCAACAAUUAAAGACCUGAUAGUUUAUGGUAUAGAUAUUGCCCAGGGUAUGGAUUACUUGUCAGGACUCAAGUUUGUCCACAGAGAUCUGGCCGCCAGGAACUGCAUGUUGGAUGAAAAUUUCAAGGCCCUGGUUGCUGACUUUGGCUUGUCCAGGGAUAUCUAUGAACGGGAUUACUACAGUAGUGACAACAAGAAGAGUAAACUGCCUGUCAAAUGGAUGGCUCCAGAAUGUCUUGAGAAGGGAAAUUACAACUCCAAGUCUGAUGUGUGGUCCUUUGGUAUCUGUCUCUGGGAGCUGAUGACAAGGGGAGUUAACCCUUACCCUGAGGUAGACAACUGGGAUGUAUUGAGAUACAUUAAGGCAGGCCGAAGGAUGCCACAACCUCCUUUCUGUCCUGAUACAUUAUACAAAAUUAUGACAAAAUGCUGGAUGUUUAACCCAAAUGAGCGUCCCACCUUCUCCGAACUGGCUCACGAGGUACGGGAGAUGGUCACUGUUCUACAGCAGCAGAUGAAACAAGGCCAGAAGCGUAGUAACAUACAAAGUACCUAUGUCAAUGUAGAAACUGCCACCGACUACCAUUAUGGUGACGCUAACCAGUCUGCCAUCAUGACACCUGAUGCGGAAGAACACGAUAUUGAACCUACAGAACCAAACACAACAAUUGCAUAG
Messenger RNA from Ylistrum balloti, 3915 nucleotides. Its product is annotated as hepatocyte growth factor receptor-like. The transcript has 18 exons. Gene Ontology annotation, biological process: positive regulation of kinase activity; multicellular organism development; cell surface receptor protein tyrosine kinase signaling pathway. Bases 1 to 3915 code for a protein of 1304 amino acids. NCBI's taxonomy places the organism in Eukaryota, Metazoa, Mollusca, Bivalvia, Pectinida, Pectinidae. The record is from RefSeq and is a predicted model, not a curated record. Gene Ontology annotation, cellular component: signaling receptor complex. Gene Ontology annotation, molecular function: ATP binding; protein binding; transmembrane receptor protein tyrosine kinase activity.